Molecule: messenger RNA, 561 nt
Organism: Exophiala dermatitidis NIH/UT8656
Lineage: Eukaryota; Fungi; Ascomycota; Eurotiomycetes; Chaetothyriales; Herpotrichiellaceae
Exons: 1
Coding region: 1-561 (186 amino acids)
Source: RefSeq, a predicted model, not a curated record
AUGAGCCACCUGCAUUCUCCGCUGGUGCCUCUCCGAAUCCCUAACAUCCAUGGCCUGAAAGCGAGAUUCGCACCUUUCCACGCACCCAAAUCCCCCGACCAACGCAUCAUCAAUGAUCGCUUCAACCCAAGGCGCCUCAAGCUGCUGCAUCAAUACUCCAAGAUCCUUCCGGAUACCCUACAGUGGUCGGUCGUCUCCGCCGUGAGUACCAAGACGAUUCCAAAGGCUGUCAUGCGCAAUCGUUUGAAGCGAAGAUGGGCAAACGCUUUUGCAGACGCCUUAAGGAAUACUGGUUAUCAUGCCAAUGGACGGAGACUAGAUGGCCCAAAGCAUGGCCAAGACUACAAGGUCGGCCUGAAGGGGACUUUUGAAAUCCAUGCCUAUUCCAAAGCUGGUCUCACUCUCGGGUAUCACGAGCUGGUCUCUUCGUCAGAGGUUCUAGUCAAGGCGCUUGAGCAACAAAUCCAGAAGGUGAACUUCAAACGUUCUCAGCCGACGGCACGGGAAGAAGGAAGACUUCCUAGGAAAUCCGCAUGGUCGACCUGGGAGGGGAGCGAGUGA